Photinus pyralis (common eastern firefly) is the source of this 1863-nucleotide messenger RNA. RefSeq names its product palmitoyltransferase ZDHHC15B-like. Gene Ontology annotation, biological process: peptidyl-L-cysteine S-palmitoylation; synaptic vesicle maturation; protein targeting to membrane. Bases 679 to 1617 code for a protein of 312 amino acids. Gene Ontology annotation, molecular function: protein-cysteine S-palmitoyltransferase activity. Gene Ontology annotation, cellular component: endoplasmic reticulum; Golgi apparatus. The record is from RefSeq and is a predicted model, not a curated record. The transcript has a single exon. NCBI's taxonomy places the organism in Eukaryota, Metazoa, Arthropoda, Insecta, Coleoptera, Lampyridae.
AAAAGUGUGUUAAAAGCAAAUCAGAGGAUCAUUUUAUUUUAUUAAAAUAAUAUUUGUGUGUAAUAUACUGUAAUGUGAAUUUAAUUACGUGAUUUAUUUUAUUUACAGUUAACCAUAAAUUUGUAACAUUUCGGCGUUGAAAUUUUAACUGUCCUCAAAUGCAAUUUGAUUUGCUUAUAUAGCAAACUUGAGUGUCCUCUAAUACGUUAUAUUUCCCGGAAAGAUUGCGUCACAUCUGCCUUUUAUCACCAAUGGCUAAACUUUCAUGGCGCCUCGAUGUUUAUCGAGAUUUCCGGAAUAUUCGCUACAAAACAUAUUCAUAUUCUGGUAAGAAAAUGGAUUCUUUUACCAUACGGUUUAUCCAACUUUCCUGCAUUUUACUAACUACAAAUUUAAUUUAUUUUGAAUUGUAUGUGAAUUUGAGUGUGUGAGAGUAAUAAGUAUUGAGCAUGUGUCAAAUUUGCUGUUCACCUCCAUUUAUGCUCUGUGAUACACAAAGAUUUGAUUCCAAAAUCUUGGAUCAACAGAUUAGAAACAUUUUUUUGACAAAACGUUUAGUUAAUUUGCCCCUUUGUAUGGAUUUUAUUCAUAUAAAGAAAAGAUUAACAAUGACGCUGAAUAGGUGGCCCUGACAUAUCUGUAAAAACCUCAAACUUGUCAUUUAAGGUAACGUUCCUUAUGCCCCAAGAAAUAAAAGACGCAAAAUCUCAUUCGUGCAUUCGAGCAGCAAAGUGGAUACCUGUCCUGUUUAUAAUGCUAAUUACAUUUUGGUCAUAUUACGUUUAUGUAGUCGAAUUUUGCUUAUACACCGUUGAUCCUUUUGCAAAAAAGGUGACCUACAUGGUAGUUUAUCAUGUCGUAUUCUUCAUGUUUUACUGGACGUAUUUCAAGACUAUUUGUACCGGCAUUGGCACCGUUCCUGAUCAAUUUAAGUUACCAGAUGGCGAAUAUGAUCGUUUAAUGCACGCGGAUUCGGAAGAAAUGGCACGAAGCAUACUGGAAACCUUCGCUAGUGUAUUACCAACAACAAAUUAUACGGUGGGCGGUUCUGUGAGGUACUGCAAGAAGUGCCGCCAUAUCAAACCGGACCGUUCUCAUCACUGCUCCGUUUGUGGGGAGUGCGUACUGAAAAUGGACCACCACUGUCCGUGGAUUAAUAAUUGCGUCGGAUUUACUAAUUACAAAUAUUUCGUUUUGUUCCUCUGUUAUUCUUUGGCUUAUUGUUUGUUUAUUACUGCAACUACUGCGCAGUACUUUGUCAGAUAUUGGACGGGGAAGUCUUCCCAAGGCCAUUUUCAGAUUUUGUUUUUGUUUUUUGUCGGUAUUACAUUUACAAUGAGUUUGGUAACGUUAACCGGGUACCAUUUUUACUUAACUGCCCAUAACCGUACGACACUGGAAGCGUUUAGGCCGGUUGUGUUUUAUGAUGGGCCUGAUAAAAAUGGAUACGACAUGGGCACUUGUACGAAUUUUCAUGAAGUAUUCGGCGAUUGCGUUGUUCGGUGGUUUUUUCCUGUUGCUGCACGCAAAGGCGACGGUCUGUCAUUUGCAGUGCGCAGCCGUAUUCACAAUUAUGACGCAAUUGAUUCCUCACAUUCAAGUUCAGAACGAUCAUAGGACUAUUGUAAGUAGUGUAAGGCCUAAAUUGGUGUAAUAAAAUAUUGCUUGUGAAUUUGUGUCUUUCAUUAAUCAAAAACGUUUUGCCACUUAUUGACACUCGGACAUAACUCAAAUUCCCGACAGUAUAAGUAGAAACCUUUGCCUCAUUCGUUCCUUUGAUAAUAGCCCUCCCACAUUGUACUCAGAAUCAAAGUUGCAACGGAAAAAAUUAACGCCCAGAAAUAUGCCUGUUAUCACCCAACA